AUUGGUCGUAUCGUACCCAACUUUAUUGGUGAUAUCUGGGGUCCAUUCAACGCGCUCAUCACUUGUACGUUUGCAUGUGCGAUCAUCAGCAUUUGCAUGCUCGCCGCCACCAAUACGGCUGGAAUCAUCGCCAUCGCUGUCCUCUAUGGUCUAUUCAGUGGAGCUUUCUUGCCAAACAUGUCUCAGAAAUUGGGUACGCACUCUCACUCUUUUCCUUGUGGAUUGGCGGGUACACCCAUCACUGGUGCCCUCUUGACCACCGAUCUCCACUGGAAUAGGCCCAUUGCUUUCUCAGCUGUGCGUCCCCUCUUUUACUUUACUAUCCACCAUGAGCAUUCGCUGAUUGACGAUCCAUUAGGCCUGCGUCUUCCUGGGUGGAGCUCUAUUGAUCAUUGCGAGACACCUUACUGCAAAGGAAAAGAAGACCUGGAAGGUAUAGAUGCGAUAUUCGAGGAGAGAAGCUCCACGCUGUACCCUAUUCGCCCUGCCUUCAGGGAUACUCUCCCAAGGAACAUUCUCUUUCCUUCUGUAAGGAUGAAACAUCUCUUGAUGUUCUCAAAGGAGAAUUCGGAGGAAGUAACAUUAUCAACUCAUGCGCAUACCCCACUCAUCACGAACUUAUGCAUUUUAGAGACGGGGCAACAACUCGUUCCCCGAAUAAAACAUCAUUACUUGUAUCUUCUCCCCGUGAAUUGUAAAGUACUGAAGGUACAGAUUUUGGUCAUUGCCAGAACUAGUAGCAAGCUCUCGGGUUUUUUCCAACGCCUCAAGGAAAGAGAUCCUCUGUUAGCGCUCUUUACGACUUUUGGCGACUUAUA
Molecule: messenger RNA, 818 nt
Organism: Acaulospora colombiana
Lineage: Eukaryota; Fungi; Glomeromycota; Glomeromycetes; Diversisporales; Acaulosporaceae
Source: the annotation of a GenBank genome assembly